AUGGCAACUGCGAUGUCUCCCCAACAAGGUCCCGUGAUGCCCAAGAGCCAUGUCGGUUUCGACAGCAUUACUACCCAGAUUGAACGCAAACUCCUCAAACGUGGUUUCCAAUUCAACGUCAUUUGCGUUGGUCAAACAGGAUUGGGGAAAUCGACCCUUAUAAACACCAUCUUCGCAUCUCAUCUCAUAGACUCCAAGGGUCGCCUCUCUCCCUCUGAGCCUGUCCGAAGUACAACCGAGAUCCAAUCAGUCUCUCACGUAAUUGAGGAGAAUGGCGUACGCCUACGGCUCAACAUUGUUGAUACUCCAGGCUACGGUGAUCAAGUGAACAACGACAGAUGUUGGGAUCCCAUUGUCAAGUACAUCAAGGACCAGCACUCGGCAUACCUGCGAAAGGAGCUUACGGCGCAACGAGAGCGAUACAUCCAAGAUACCCGUGUUCACUGUUGUCUUUUUUUCAUUCAACCAUCAGGUCAUGCCCUCAAGCCCAUAGAUAUUGUGGUUCUGAAGAAGUUGUCUGAUGUCGUCAACGUGGUUCCUGUGAUUGCGAAGUCUGAUUCGCUGACCUUGGAGGAGCGCAUGGCCUUCAAGGAGCGAAUCAAGGAAGAAUUCACGUUCCACAACCUGCGAAUGUAUCCUUAUGAUAACGACGAGCAAGAUGAAGAGGAACGUGCCACAAACAGCAGUAUCAAGGAUCUCAUCCCCUUCGCCGUGGUUGGAUCAGAGAACUCGAUCGUCGUUGGUGGACGAUCAGUGCGUGGCCGCCAGAAUCGCUGGGGUGUGAUCAAUGUCGAGGAUGAGAACCACUGCGAGUUUGUGUCGCUGAGGAACUUUCUGACUCGCACGCACCUGCAAGACCUCAUCGAAACUACCUCGCAGAUCCAUUACGAGACUUUCCGUGCGAAGCAAUUGCUGGCGCUCAAAGAGAACAGUGCUGCUGGUCAAGGUAGCAGGCCUAUCAGCCCGUCUGCGGAUCGGGAGUUGAGCCGGCAGUCACAAAGAAUGACGAUGAAUGGAUAUUGA
Letharia columbiana is the source of this 1023-nucleotide messenger RNA. RefSeq lists its product as uncharacterized. Gene Ontology annotation, biological process: cytoskeleton-dependent cytokinesis. NCBI's taxonomy places the organism in Eukaryota, Fungi, Ascomycota, Lecanoromycetes, Lecanorales, Parmeliaceae. The record is from RefSeq and is a predicted model, not a curated record. The coding region runs from base 1 to 1023 and encodes 340 amino acids. The transcript has 5 exons. Gene Ontology annotation, cellular component: septin ring; microtubule cytoskeleton; cell division site. Gene Ontology annotation, molecular function: GTP binding; GTPase activity; molecular adaptor activity.